UGGCAAUAUUUUUAUUUCCCGCCUUUACUAACCUAUGGCAUUGAAACUUAACCCCAAAAAGUUGCGUCUUCUCUAUUUAACAGUUUAAAUUUGUUUAAAUAGUUUGUUGUGUGUACAUUUUAUUGUAUUAUAUCGUUUUUUUUUGGAAAAAUACACCAAUAUGAGCAAAACGAAGAAAGCUACACAACAAGAAGAGGAGUUCGUGGUGGAGAAGAUCAUUGACGUUAGGAUAAAUGAUAAAGGUAAAAAGGAGUAUUUAUUAAAAUGGAUUGGCUAUUCGGACAGUGAAAACACUUGGGAACCAGAAGAAAACUUGGACUGUCCCGGUCUAAUACAGGCAUUCGAAGCUGAGAAAGGCAAAAAAAGAAAGAGCACAAAUACACCUACACCAGAUACAAAAACGACAAAACGUAAAGGCGAAGAGAAGAAGAAUGUUGGAUUUGAUCGGGGCUGUGAACCUGAAAAGAUUAUUGGAGCCACAGAUUGUUCGGGUCAAUUAAUGUUUUUAAUGAAAUGGGUGGGUACUGAUGAGGCUGACUUAGUACCAGCCAAACAAGCCAAUGUAAAAUGUCCACAUGUCGUCAUUAAAUUUUAUGAGGAACGAUUGACUUGGGCUACGAACAAGGAGAAGGAAAAGACGACAUUUCUGUUAAACAUGAGGACUAGAUCGGCACAACAAAAAGAGGAAUUCAUGGUGGAGAAGAUCAUCGACGUGAGAAUAAACGACGAGGGUAAAAAGGAGUAUCUACUAAAAUGGAUUGGCUACCCGGACAGUCAGAACACUUGGGAACCUGAGACGAACUUGAGUUGUCCAAGUUUGAUUCAGGCCUUCGAAAGCGAGAAGAGUAAAAAAGUUGAAGGGUUCAAUCGUGGGUACAAGCCGGAAAAAAUUAUUGGCGCAACUAAUUGUUCAGGUCAAUUAAUGUUUUUGAUCAAGUGGGUGGGAACUGAUGAGGCUGACUUGGUCCAUGCCAAAGAAGCCAAUUUAAAAUGUCCACAUAUGGUUAUUAGAUUUUAUGAGGAACGAUUGGAUUGGUCCUCAAACUAAGUGAGCAAGAACACAAUGUAAUUAUUAAGUCAGUUGAAUUUUGGGUCAUUGAGUCAGACAAUUAUUGGAAACUAAUGUGUGUAUGGGGUAAGAAAAGUAUUUAAACAAAUAUAGUUUGUUCAUGACAAAGUCAAAUACACUGUAGUAGUACUCCAAACUAAAAAUUUAUUUUUAAUAAUUAUUGUGAAUAUUUUUAGUACAAAAAAAUUCACAAUUACACUGUAAAUAUUUGUUAUUAUUAUUAUUAUUAAUUAUUAGAAUUAGAAUUAUAAAUAGUGGUAUAUUUAAUUAUGUAACCCUAAUUGUUAUUAUUUAAAUCAUAUUGUAUUAAAUUAAAUUUGUAAUUAUUA
This is a messenger RNA of Aethina tumida (small hive beetle), 1398 nucleotides long. RefSeq names its product chromobox protein homolog 5-like. The coding region runs from base 161 to 1048 and encodes 295 amino acids. Gene Ontology annotation, cellular component: nucleus; pericentric heterochromatin. NCBI's taxonomy places the organism in Eukaryota, Metazoa, Arthropoda, Insecta, Coleoptera, Nitidulidae. Gene Ontology annotation, molecular function: chromatin binding. The record is from RefSeq and is a predicted model, not a curated record. The transcript is spliced from 5 exons. Gene Ontology annotation, biological process: negative regulation of transcription by RNA polymerase II; chromatin organization.